Molecule: messenger RNA, 1332 nt
Organism: Pocillopora damicornis (cauliflower coral)
Lineage: Eukaryota; Metazoa; Cnidaria; Anthozoa; Scleractinia; Pocilloporidae
Biological process (GO): actin filament organization
Cellular component (GO): cytosol
Molecular function (GO): actin monomer binding
Source: RefSeq, a predicted model, not a curated record
AGACGAAACUAUUUUGCAUUGCACUGCGAAAAAUUCUCCCUUGAUCAUCCCUCGAAAACAUGGCGGACGACAAACCUAGUCUUGCGGAGGUCUCAUCUUUUGAUUCCUCCAAACUGAAACGUGUGAAGACUGUGGAAAAGAAUACUCUUCCAUCCAGCGAAACUGUUAAACAGGAACUUCAGCCAGACGAAUUUCCAGAUCGUUCAGAGGUGAAGAAUUUCGACCAGUCGAAAUUGAAGAAAGCCCACACUGAGGAAAAGAACCCACUUCCUUCGAAAGAGACAAUUGCUGAAGAACAACGCACGGCGCCAUUUUCUGGAGUGGAAGUUUUCAACAAGGAUCUACUGAAACACGUGGAAACUACCGAAAAGAAACCUCCUCUUCCAACUCCCCAAGUGGCAAAGUUUGAUCAGACCAAGCUUAAACAUGUGAAAACCACAGAGAAAGUAGUUCUUCCAACUCAAGAUGAUAUCAAGGAGGAAACUAUUGGGUCACGAGCAGAAGUGAAGACUUUUGAUCACAGCAAGCUCAAGCACGUGAAGACAGAAGAAAAAGUUACUUUACCAGGAGUUGGAGACAUUGUGGCAGAAUUGAGGCCAGACGAACUUCCUGACCGCUCAGCUGUGACAUCAUUUGAUCAGUCCCAACUGAAACAUGUUGAGACCCAACAGAAGGAAGUUUUACCAACAAAAGCAGUAAUUGAAGAAGAGAUGACUAAUUCCAGAGCCGAAGUUAAAUCAUUUGACAAGUCGAAACUGAAGCAUGUUGAAACAGAAGAGAAAAACCCAACACCCACACCACAAACACUGAGAGAGGAAUUGAUCCCUGACAAGUUACCUGACAAGACAGCAGAGUUAAAGGAAAUUGAAGGAUUUGAUGCAUCAAAGAAACUGAAACAUGUUGAAACCCAGGACAAGACACAUCUUCCUACAAAGGAAGAAAUCAAGGAAGAAGCAACCGAGACAAGAGCUGAAGUUAAAACCUUUGACCAGUCUAAGCUGAACCACGUAGAGCCUCAGGAGAAAAAUACACUUCCUAAACAAUCAGACAUUCAAGAGGAGAAAGCAGCUUCCUGAAGAGUGACCUCAGUAAUUCGUACCCAGUGCACCGAGCAGGACGUUUGUACACGGUUGAAGCGGAACAUUAUUGGACAAUGCAAUUACAGGAACUUUUCUAGCUCAUCUUUUUAUAGUAGAAAAUCUCAUAUAUUCUGCUUAAUAUCUUGGGCUCGGUUUAUAUACACUUUUGUAUAACAGAGACAUUUUCCAAGGAGACAAAUAGAUUUGUAAGAGUAGCUUCAAUCAUGAUUAAAUUGCUAUGAAGAAACUUUCA